Podospora anserina S mat+ is the source of this 1137-nucleotide messenger RNA. RefSeq lists its product as uncharacterized. The transcript has a single exon. Gene Ontology annotation, biological process: polyketide metabolic process. Lineage: Eukaryota; Fungi; Ascomycota; Sordariomycetes; Sordariales; Podosporaceae. Bases 1 to 1137 code for a protein of 378 amino acids. The record is from RefSeq and is a predicted model, not a curated record.
AUGUCGCACAGCCGGCGAGAGUUGCGGAUAUCGCGGCCCACCAUGUCGCCGCCCUUGGCUGCCACAGCGUCAUCAUCAUCACCUACUCCAUCACCGCCAUCACAGUCGUCAUCAAGAAAAAGGCCAUCGCCAGGGACGCCAGAUUCAGACAGCUCACACAGCUCCAAAAGGCGCAAGCGGGAAUCCAUGGAAGACGUCAACGCCCGAUACGAGCGCUUCGGCGUGAGGCCACCUCCACCAUUAACAAAUCAAUAUCGAUUCCGCCUGUUUGUCGACCGUAUCAACAGGCGCCAGUGGGAGUUUUUGCCCAACAUCGCCAACCAGAAACUCUCCUACAAUGGAGAGUCAGUUUCUCUGCACGACCUUGUCCACAUUUUCAAAGAGGAGUUUGGCCAAGGCUCGACCAGCAAGCUGCACAUCGCCGCCAUGGUCGGCGGGGAUUUUCACCCAAACCCGCCAGCUGGCAAGCUCAAGCUGUUCAGACCUGAUCCUGUCGCGGCUAGGAUAUGUGUCCGGAAUCUGACUCCCGAGAGGGGCAGAGCUGGUAGCAUGCGCUCCCCCGAAAGGACCGAGUAUGCCAGACACAUGGUGGUUAGCUUCGACAAGGGAAAGAUCAGCAGUAUCUACGAUAUGAGGGAAGAGCCACCAAGGAUAUCAAGACGCAAGCUGGCUGCUGCCAAGCCCAGAAGAGUGUUACCAGUACCCGGGCUGCGACCACCACCUCCACCUGUCUCGAUUGACCUCAAGACGUUCUAUGAGGAUUACAUCGACGCCAUCAACUCCGGGGUCGAGCACAUGCAUCAGGAGGUCAGGCCGUUUUGCAAGACUGGGGGAGUGACGCACAAUGGAGUGCACCUGUCGGUAGACAAGUACAUCAAUCUCAUGCGAGACGCCAUGGACCACGUCCCCGAUCUCAAGUUCCAGGUGCACACUUGCGCCGUGGACGAAGGGAGGCAGAUGAUUGCAGCGAGGCUAGAGUUUGUCGGGACCCCGGUCAAGAGCUGGAUGGGCGCAUCGCCCACCGGUGACGAGGUCGAAUGGGCAGAACAUGUAUUCUACUGGCUAGAACAUGGGAAGAUUUCAGAUGUCAUCAGCAUCGUGGAUUGGGAGACGUACCGGGAAGGGCUAGGGCAGUGA